GCUUCAGAAACACUUACCUCCUUGUUGGAUGUUGCAAUGGUGAAACUACCCAUAAGAACAACAAUGGAAUCACUUUGGCAUUUGCAAGUAAUUGCAGGAUCCGUGGAAAUCGAUGGUAAUAUUCAGCGAGACUUCUCUGCACCAACGGGAGAAGAAUAGGUUGGACAAAUCGAUUCUGCCAAAAGUCAUGCAAGUCAAGCACUUUGGUCGCAGUGGAAGAACUAAAUGGACUCACCUUGUUAAUGAGGAUACAACAGAUUGAGUACCCGUAAGCUUUCUUCUUUCAGCGUUUCUUUUGUUACAUUUGGUUAGUCAUUUGAAUAGGAACAUUAGGCUGAGAACUGAACUGAAUCAUGGGAAAUUAGGCCGUAUGGCUAAGAAAAAAACAAUAUUUAGCUAGGGAUGGCAAACUGGGUACUGGACCGCGGGCCUGGCCCAAAAGGGUUUGGUGCGGGGCGGGUAUGGGCCUAGAGAUUCAUGACCCGCAAAAUAGCGGGCCUUGCGGGACUGGGCUUGUUCGGUACCGGGUUUAAAGCGGGAUGGCCCGCAUCAACCGCGGGACGGCCCACAUCACCCGCAUACGCUUCGUCGCUUCCGUUGCUUUCUUCAUCCUCACUUUGAAUCGAUAGAACUUUUUCGAAAUGUUUGGUUUUGAUUGUUGGUAGAUCUAUGCAUUCUGUGAUUUCGAAAUUUUGAUGAGUUCCCCGAGUUCAGCAACAAGGACAAGACCCUUGUCUUCCAAUUCUCUGUCAAGCACGAGCAGAAGCUUGACUGCGGUGGUGGAUACAUGAAGCUUCUCAGUGAUGAUGUUGACGAGAAGAAAUUUGGAGGAGACACUCCUUACAGAUAUCUGUGGCUACAGUACUAAGAAAGUACAUGCUAUCCUUACCCAGAUAUCUGUGACAUUUAAACAUAACGCUUAUCUUAUCAAGAUUUUCUUACUUACGCUUCUUGGGCUUACCUCGCGGAUAGCUGGUUGUAAAGGAAUAGAAUAUAGUUCCCCAACUCUUUCUUCUGCUAUAAGCAACCUCACACCAGCUUUCACCUUCAUGCUUGCCGUCUUCUUCAGGAUGGAACAAGUGAUGUUAAGAAGCUCUGCAACUCAGGCUAAAAUCAAUGGCACGAUAGUAUCUAUAUCUGGUGCUCUUGUUAUUGUUCUUUAUAAAGGCCCAAAGCUUCUUGUUGCUGCAUCUUUUACUUCAUGUGAGCCAAGUUGGAUCAUUGGAGGCCUUUUGCUAGCUUUACAGUUUUUGCUACUUUCAGUCUGGUAUAUUCUUCAGACUCAGAUCAUGGAGAUAUACCCUGAAGAAAUAAGCGUAGUCCUCUUCUACAACAUGUGUGCAACGCUAAUCUCAGCGCUAGUAUGUCUAUUUGUAGAAAGAGAGUUAAAUUCUUGGAAGUUUUAACCGGGAGUGUCCGCAACAAGACUAAGCUAUAUGUAGUUACAGCCUUGCCAACUAAUCUAUAUAUGCAUAUAACAAUGAUGCAUAUCAGCUGAAAGACUAAUCUCCAUAGCUAUACGUACACGUAUUGUUUCUUCAUGGUAUUGUGCUUGAUAAUUAAAUUGUGCUAGACACGUAUACGUACACGCAUUGUGCUUGAUAAUUAAAUUGCCAAAUACUUGUGUUGUGUCUU
This is a messenger RNA of Brassica rapa (field mustard), 1635 nucleotides long. RefSeq names its product WAT1-related protein At4g15540-like. Gene Ontology annotation, molecular function: transmembrane transporter activity. The record is from RefSeq and is a predicted model, not a curated record. NCBI's taxonomy places the organism in Eukaryota, Viridiplantae, Streptophyta, Magnoliopsida, Brassicales, Brassicaceae. Gene Ontology annotation, cellular component: membrane.